GAGAGAAGAAUCUCAAGCACCUGUCCACCAUCGAUCUCACUGGCUGCUUCAACGUCACCGAUACUGGCAUCGGUUGGCUCGCAGACAUCGUUCGCCAUGCGCCCAAGCUGUUUGUGGUUCGCCUUGAUGGCUGCACCAGACUGACUGAUGCUGGCUAUGCUGUCCUCUUCAACACGAAGCCCAACAUCACCAUAUCAGUCAUGGCAACAUCUGUGGCGCACAUCAACCGUGGUUCUGGCAUGCGAGGAUGCCCGCUGGUCACUGACCCCAACAACAGUAAAGAGCGUACCAAGCUGCCGUAUGGUCAGACUGUGAUUGUCCCGCACCCAAAGGUGGAUGUCAGUCUGUCAGAGUAUUUGUCCAAGAAGAAGGAAAGUAGUCGUAAUGGACGCCCACUGUGUCACGUGAAGGACUGGAACAUCAAAAACUGGAAGCUGGCUCUCACUGAGAUGGAACAUUCCAAUCCGCUGUUUGACAUCCUGUUGCCUAGCAACCCGGCCCAAGUGCUGAUCCCUGUCGAUGCUGCAUGUGAUCCAAGUGAUGCUCGGACCCACAUCGCCGCCACCAUCACCAGGGUGCUGGGCAAGGAAACCUGCAACCCCUUCCUGCAGCAGGACCAGAUGCAGGUGAUGAGCACCGAGCACUUCAUGGACAUCCACAUCCUGCAGAGGUUGGACUUCACUCUGGAUGGGAAGAUCAAAAACAUCUCCAAGUCCGAUCGGGUCGUUGGUGUUUUUGUGUCAAGACAGCCUCUCAGUCGCAGCAACCGCUACUUUGAGGUGGAGGUCCUGUCUCAGAGCGGCGCUACAGGCUUGGUCAUGGGCUGCAUGUUUGAUGUCCUCUUCUCUGCCAGAUACCCAAUGGACAUGAACGAACAGAAAGGGGGAGCUGUAGAAGGGCUUGAGAUUCACCCCGAUGAUGUGUUUGGUUUUGGAGUUGAUGGAGAGUGGGAGUCCGAAUACGUUCCGAGGGAAGGGGCUUGCAGUUUCUACCUCACAAAGAACGGAACACGGAUGGAGGACAAAGAUAUCAAGGAGACCCCCCACAUUGGCAUGUAUCCCCUCGUCACCAUCAUUGGUGAGGGAAUCGCUGAAAUAAAACUGAAGAAUUUGAAUUCUCCUCCACAGAGUUUGGUUGCCCAAUGGGAGAAAGACAAGAAAACGUUUGAACCAAACUACAUGCAGAACAUGCUUUGUGAUGAGGAAGGUGUACUGUCAUAUGCCAAGUCGUACAAGACCACCGACCAGCAAGGCUGUUGUGUCAACCUGCACCCCAUCACGAAGAUCAACAACAGCUGCACCAUUCAGCUGGUCAGUCAAGAGCAGAAAGGCCGCUUGAUCCUCGCCCUUGGAUCAGAGAAGGGGAUUGGCUGGAUGGAGGGAUCAGCAGGCUUCAAUCUCAUGAAUGGAACGAUCAUUGUUAGAUCUUCAGAGAUAGAGACAAACACACCCUGCAAAGUUGGUGACAAGGUGACCUUAGUUGUCAGUGGAUUCAUCACAGACAGGAUUCAACCUGAUCAGAGCUUCAAAGUUACUGUCCUCGUCAACAGUAAGGAGGUUGGCAGCUGUGACGUGGUCUACGGCGCAAGGCUGGGCCACAGAUGUGUGUUCCAAGUCUGUAUGGACAGCGAUGGCCAUCAGGUGAAAGUCCUGGACUACCGGAAACCAUACAGAUCACAGCCAUCAGCCAUGGACAAGCUGACAAUGGGUCGUGCGAAUUACAUCAAUGUGUAUGAUGAUGGCACGCUUCAGUACAGGAAAUAUGAUGCUCGUGCACCUUUUGGGCUAUAUGUGUCCAAGACGCCAUUGAAUGCCCAGCUGAGAUAUUUUGAGAUGCAGAUUCAGAGCAUGUCUGCCAGCAAGCACAUUGGCAUCGGUCUGUGUGACCGCAACUACAUCAUCAACAACAUGCCUGGCUGGCUGUACGGCUCCAUUGCAUACCAUGCUGACAAUGGCCAGCUCUAUCACAACUCCGCCUAUGGAAGCCGCUCAAGCAUCAUGGAUUCUGUGAACACCCUGUAUGGUGUUGGAGAUGUUGUUGGCUGUGGCAUUGUCAUGGAGACAACAAAGUUGACAGAGGAUGGACGACUUCAACCCCAGCAGAUGCUAGAUGUGUAUUUCACCAAGAAUGGUGUCAAGGUACAUGAAGCGAAGUUCUCCUACCAGAGUGACGGAUUGUUCCCCUGCGUUGCCCUCCACCAUGAAACAGACCGAGUCCAGCUGGCAAACUAUUUUCCUGGGUGCUACCCAGUCGUGAAACAGGAAGAUGACAAGACCCAGAAACAAGCACAGGAGAAAGCGGCUGUGCCCCCUGAUGGAUGUCAGUUUGUUGUGGUGUCUGUGGCUUCCGGGGAGGGGUCGGAUGAGAAGGCCAAACUUCAGCUGAUUGAAAACAGCCUUGACCUUCAGAAGGAUAUCACAAUGAUUGCAGACCUAAAGUCAGAAGUCCAAAGGCUUGAAAAGAAGCUGGCCUCCCUGGACUUCCAGGGCCAGAACUACUACAGUCGUCUGUGCUGGAACCUGGAGUGUCUGCAGAGAAUCUGUCAACACAAGGACAGACUCCACUUCAUGUCUGUCAACGUCAAGUCAGGAAAGGGGUAUGACACGCUGGUCGAGAAGCUGAUUGGUCUCCAUGAGAGUCACCGGAACAACUACCCCAUGCAAUACGACGUCCACACAUUUGUACAGAAGGGCCUGGAAAAGAUUGUAGCUGUUGUAGGAGCACACAGCAUUGUGUCUGUGUCCAGCUUACAGAAUCUGACCGAGGACAUCCUGAAUAACUCCUGCCAGGUCUACACACAGGCUGUCAAGAUCCUGCACAACACGGGCCAAUUGCUCCAUGUCAAGUUCAACUGUGUAGAGUUUGCUGUGGACAGAGGGUUUCUCCAGAAGAUGUUUGACCGAGUGGCAUCUGUGGACGGGGGCUGUCCAGACAAGCGGGCAGUGGUAGUAGGGGAGGCAACUCUGCUGUGGGAAGAAAACACCAUCACAUCAGCAAGAGAAAUGGACAAGGAACAGACAAGUGUGUUGAAACACCUACUGCUGCAGAUGGGUCUGCUCCGAGUUCCGUGUUUGAGGACAGACCCGUCAGACCCUUCACAUCUCUUCACCCUCACACAGCAUGUUGCUAUGGGCAACACAAACAUGUCUGACUACUGGGCCAAGGGCAAGAGACCUGCAGACAGUGUGUUGAUGUGGAGGACGUACAAAUUUGGGAUGGGGAUGCCGACUGGGCUCCUGACUGCGUUGGUGACGCUGUGCUCGCAGUUCUCUCGACUCCAACUGAUGAUGAAAGAGGGAGGAGUUUUCCAGAGUGGAGCUGUUCAGACAACCAUUGUGAAGCACACCGUGGAGAAGGCCGUGGAUGCUCUGACCAUAGAGUCCAAGUGUUUCGUGCCAGACUCUGAUGUUGGCCCAAUCAAUGAUGACACCCGCUACCAUGUUGAAGAAUACACCUGGAACGUGUUCUGUAUCCUAGCAGACGUCAUCGACAGCCAUCUUGAAAGCUGUGGGCUGCUUCCAAUCAUUCAGGAAGAUGUGCCUCACUGGUUUGCCAAUACUUCUGUCGGAUGUAAACACGAGUGGAGGAUGUCUGAUGCUGAGACCAUCCAGAGCAUCUGCACCCUCUGUAACCUUUGCUGUGACCUGGGGUCAGAGUGCAAGUACAACGGCAUCAUGGGACAGUACCUGCGGCAGUGUGAGUGCGGGACUAAAGUGACUGGCUGCAAGUCUUGUGGAAUCUGUAGGAGGUGCGCCCAGCAUCUGUGGACACUACGGACGUUGCUGCGUCCAUGUUGUGAGGUUUCCCAGGGGGACAAGACGGAGUUGACCGAUGUGGUUCCGCUGGACGGUGUGAUGUACAACCAGGUGGACUGUAUCAGUCUCCAGAUCGGAGGAGAUCCCAUCUGCCUCAAGAAACAGAACGAGACAUCAGGCGCCCUGGUCCAGGUGUUUCCGGGUCCUGCCGUGGUUGUUCCAGACCAGGUGAAACUAAAGAACUACAACAAGAAGCUUGACUUACUCAAGUCUCAUCAGCUGCGGCAGGGGGACACCAUCUCUAUCACCCUCCACGAAAUACAGAGAAACUCCGCACAGCAGCUUGAACUGGAGGUGGAGGAGGAGGAGGUCCUGGAGGUAAAGCCGGUCUACCACACCUUGAUCUGCCGCGAGGCCCGCGUCUGGCACGACACGGGUAUUGUGUGCUACGACUCCACAUCUUCAGCAAUUCCUGUUGCGCAGUUUAUAGCAGCACGGCCUCUCACUUCUGAAUGCAACAAAUUCUCCCUUGAGAUUAUGAACCAAGGUGAGGGUGACUACAUCGCUGUUGGACUGGUCCACCGACGUUAUCGCAUGAACCGACAGCCAGGCUGGGACCCAUCCUCCAUUGGCUUCCAUGCUGACGAUGGAGGAGUGUUUGUUGGGUCUGGCUGGCCGUUGAAACGGACUGAGCAGUGUCAUAAAGGAGACAUCAUGACCUGUGAAGUGGAUUGGGAUGAGCAGAAGGUUUUCUUCUCCAGGAAUGAUAAACUGGUAUACACCAGCACCAAGAUGCGUGUGCCAACAGGCGGCUUCUUCCCCUGUGUUGGCCUUCACUCUAAAGGGGAGGCGGUCCGUCUGCUGGACCUGGACCCAUGGCUGCCACCCAAGGAAGGAGAGAUGCCAGUGCUGCCUCCAGCCUUCGACACCUACAAGUACGGCAACCUGUGGAUCAGUCCUGGGCUGAAGUUGCCUCUUCAGCGUCAAAAGAAGAAUUUGGAAGGAUGGCUAAUACUGCAUAAUCCAAGCAAAGAUCUUGUAGGAUAUGUGGUGAAGUCCACUCCGGCCUGUAUAGAUCUGGUCCAGCAUCUUGAUCCAGGCGCCUCUCGCACCAUACUUAUAGACAAACCUGGAACAGACAUGACGUCAAUGACCAAGGUAGCAAUUGCCUGGUUUGCUUUGGACUCUGGGAAGAUGUACACAGAGACAGAGAUAGCUGACAUCUACUCUGUCCUCACAGCCGAGAGCUAUCACACCCAUGUGCUAAAGGUCAAGGUCAUAGAAAGCCAAGUGUCAGAUGUUACAAGGUUGAAGAGGUCAGCAGAAGGGGAGCCAGACAUUCAGGACGAGUACGAGCUGCAGGUGAGAAGGAAUGGGAGUCUGGUUGACUCGUACUACCUGCCUGAUGGAAGAUACACCUGCGUGCUGCCCACAGAGGCGGGGCCACAGAAUGUCCUCCUCAGAUACCCCCGGUUCCCAACGUUUGAUCUCCCGAAUAUCUUCCAGAGAGGAAUGCGGCUGAUCGCUCAGCCCACGGAGAACACGUAUGCGGAGUGUGUUAUUGCCCAUGUGACGCACGAUGGGCUGGGACUGACGCUAGAGUACUCCCCCAAGGACCAUGAGGUGAACACACUGCUGUGUGUGGAGGCGGACUCCCCGGCCAUCCAACUAGAACAGCUCCCUCUUGAGGUCAUCGAGGAAAUGUCCACUGUCAUCAAGGGAGAGAAGGAGGGCAAGAAGGGAGACAAAUCUGAUGGAACCAAGGGAGAUAAACCUGAUGGUAGCAAGACAGAGCAGAAGAAACCUGAUGAAGUUGACUUUCCAGCUCUGAAACUUCCUCCUGUUGAUGAUGUACAAGAAUCCGGGGAAGGCUUCUCACUCUUGGAGAGGUUAAGGAAUAUAUAUGAACCAUUGGAGGAAACCAUCACCCUUGACACAGAGCAACACGAAAAAAAGGAGAUUGUUAAGGCUGAUGUGGAGAUCUAUGGAUUUGAAAAUAGAGGUAACAUGGUCGUGGAGAAGCGUGCCUACAUGUUCCCCCCUUCAUGUCUGCUCACACAGGGCACUCAGUACGCCAUCAUGGCACUAGACUCUGGGUGGAGGGCCAACUCACUGGAAUCUCUUGCAAAGUGUGAUGUCAUGCCCACAAGACUCACAGUUCAAGAGCUGCAGAUUGCAGACCUCAGCAGGAAGCUGGCUGCUUGGUCCCAUGGUCACAAGAAAGACUCCAAACAUAUGUUUGUGUUCCUGCCUGGCUCCCUAGACGCCACCAAGUUGUGUCAUGCUCCAGUCCUGCAGCUGUACAAGGACAUCGAGGUCCACAGGCUCUGCUUCCGUGGAGACCAGGUGAAUGAACAGUGGCAGGAGGAGAUGUCACUGGACGUCCCUCUACACUUCGUGGACAUUCCUCCAAUCCCCCUCGAGGCCCCGCUCCCGCUUGACCUUCUGUACGCCAGUCUCAACUCUGGCUGGACUUACACCGCUCUUACAGCUACAAAGCUGAAUCUGCCAGUGUAUCACAAGAUAUUCUCAGGUGGAAAACCAGACUACAACAGACAACAGGUGGAGCAUCUCCUGUCCUCAUUACUGAAGACCUUUGCCGCCCAGUGUCACAUCUUUGCUGAGCAGCAGGGUGGGAUGGACCUGCAAGCUAGGUUUGAAAUGUAUGGAAAUACCAUCAUGAAGAAUAUAAAAGCUGGAGACGUUCACCUGCAGAAGUUCAGUGCGCAGUGUGUGGAGGACCCCUCUGUGCUGGUCAUGUCCAAGUUCAAGAGGCGUGUCUUGUGCAAGGCCCACCUGCUCACCUCGGAGAUGGACACCCACAUGGAGAUGACAGACAACAUCGACGUUCAUCACUUUCAGCCCUACCAGGAGACUGUCAACACCAUCUGCCGGGAACUGCCUCAUCAGACAUCUUUCUCGGACGACUUCUUCCCAAAUUUCCCCAACCUGCAAGUCUUCUCCCUAGAUGAAUGUGGCAAUCUCACAUCUCUUCCGGAAGGAGUGUCAAAAUGUGCUCGCCUUAAGAUUGUGUCAUUCACAGAGAGUGCCAUCAAAGAACUUCCCAGUGACAUCUUCUUGGUGCCGUCACUGAUACGACUGAAUUGUCACAUGUUGCCUGUUACGUCCUUACCCAAUCAGUGGCCGGCAUCUAGUCAGCUGACUCACCUAGAACUUGUUGGACUUCAGUUGACACAGAUACCUGCAGGCAUUGGGAGCUUGCAGGAACUAGUGACCUUGAACCUCAGCAGUAACCCUUUAGCUGACAUUCCACUGGAAAUUGGCCAGCUGAAAAAACUGAAGGUCUUGAAUCUAUCAGGCAUGGCCUGGAUCACACUCGGAGGCUCGAAAACAGCAAUGUCCCGAGAGCAGUACGACUACUGGUUUGAUGACCACAAAUUUGUAGAGACUUUCCUACCCCAACUGGACAUACAGAAGACAUUCAAGCUGCAUGAUGUGAACAAGAAUGGAAUGCUGGACGAGGAGGAGCUGGCUGUGCUCAACCUGCGGCUCUUCUGGGACAUCCCUCGGAUAGGAUCAACCUGCAUCACCGAUGAGGAGUAUGGCGGUAUUCCAGCGGCAGUGUUUCAGAUGGGGGCACUGGAGGAGUUGUACCUCGACUACACAGCCAUCACUGCUGUCCCCGUCCACAUGUGCCGACUCGUCAACCUGCGCGUGCUCAGCCUCGAACACUGCCCCCUGCUGGAGAGCUUGCCGGGGUCCCUUGGACACCUCCCGAACAUGAAGACAUUAGACCUGAUUGGUUGUCCCGCCUUGAGAACUCCGCCCAAUGAGGUUGUAAGCAGAGGCUUUGAGUCGGUCAAGGCAUAUCUGAAGCGUCUCGCUGGAGGCUUCACAGCGUGUCGCAGGACCAAGCUGAUGCUGGUGGGGCUGGGUGGCGCUGGCAAGACAAGCCUCCUGAAGGCUCUCAUGAGUCACAACAAGAAGACGGAGGGGACGAAGGGAGAAGAUAUCACAGAUGGAAUAGUAAUCCAGCCCUGGACUGUGAAGACUGACGAUGAAAUAGAAAUUACCUACAACACCUGGGACUUUGCAGGACAAACCCUCUACUACAACACACACCAGUUUUUCCUGUCCAAGCGAGCUGUAUACAUCUUGCUGUGGUCGACACGCCAGGGGUUUGAACAUGCCGGCCUGGACUUCUGGCUCAGCUCCAUUGCCUGCCACGCACCCAAGACACCCAUCUUUGUGGUCGGCACCCACUGUGAUCAGGUUCCUAAGGCCGAUAUUCCAGUUACGGAGCUCACCAGGAGAUAUCCACAGAUUGCUGGCUUCCAUUUUAUCAGCUCAAUCACAGGCAUGGGCGUGGCUGAGCUGGAGAAGCAGCUGCUGAGGGUCACCCUGGAGCAGAAGAACAUGGGGGAGAAGAUACCGCAAGUCUGGCUGAACCUGGAGAAGAAGAUACUGGCUGCACGUUCAAAAACCAGCAUCCUCAAGUGGGACGUCAUCAAGGAGUACGGAAUGGAGGUCGGCAUCUACGAUGAGAAAGAUAUCAAGGAAGCCGUGCAGUUCCUGCAUGAGUUGGGCACUGUUCAGUACUUUGACAAUGACUUCCUACGAGACCAGAUUGUCAUCAACCCCCAGUGGAUUGUCAAUGUCAUGUCCUGUGUUGUCUCCGUCAAAAACUCCCCCAUCCAGGACGAUUCAGGUCGUUUCCACCACAAGCACAUCAGCGAUGUGUGGAAGGAGUAUCCCCCCUCACUACACAAAUGGCUGCUGCAGUUAACUGAGGAGUUUGACCUGACUUUCCCACUGCCUAAAGAACCGGUGAACAUUGUGCCCUGUCUCCUGCCGCCAGAAGAACCAGCAGAGAUAGAGGACUGGGCCGGAGACAGCAAGUUUCGAGGCACCCGACAGACCAAGAUGGUGUACAAGUUUGCCUACCUUCCUGCUGGACUGUUCAACAGAGCCCAGGUUCGACUAUUCCAGUUCUCGGACGGCAAGCUUAUCUGGAAGCGUGGCUCUCUCCUGAAUAAGAACAACCACCUCGCCCUCAUCAGACAGAUCAGUGAUUCCGAGCUGGUUGUGUUGGUCCAAGGUCCACGCCCUGAAAACAUCCUGUUCCUGGUUCAUGAGAUCUUUGAGAGUCUCAUCGAGGAAUCCUUCCAUGGUGUUGUGUAUGACUUCCUGGUGCCAUGCCCGGACUGUGUCAUGAAAGAGGGCUGUCUGGAACCGUGUCUGUUUGACAAUGAGCUAAUUGCCCAUGCCAAGAACAACAAGGCUCCGUUCCUACAAUGUCGGAAAUAUUUCCACACAGUGUCCAUGGCCCAGUUGCUAGAAUCCAUGCCCAACACCCACGCUGGCGACUUCGACGCCCACCUCCAGCACAGCCUGAUGAUGCUGCAGGAACUGAACUCCGCCCUCACCACGGACGUCGCUGUCCUGUACUCCGCCUCCGAUGUGCCGGCACCCAGAGACCCUGCAGAGAAGAUCAACCCUUUCUGGUUUAAAGAAGAUCUUGAGAAAGGUGGAUUGUCUUGCUGGUACAGUGAAGACAUGCUUAACAUCAGUGUUCAUGACCUGACUCUCGCCCUAAAGAACUCCAAGGUGGUUGUGGCACUCGUGUCAGACAACUUUGAGCGUGAUGAGAUGUGUCGCGACAUGAUGCUGUACACUAUGGACACUCUGAACAAAGACUACAUCAUCACUGUCAUCGGGACUAGCCUGGCCUGGCAGAACACAGACCUGGGGAUGAGGAUCGGGAAACAAGAGCAAAUGGUGAUGGUAAAGACCAAGGACAGGUUUGAAGACCGUGUCAAGAAUCUCCAGAGUAGGGUGAAGCAGAAGCUCCAUGGCAUCCAGAUCAGGGACAACAAGGAGUACCCUGUGUGCUUCAUCAGCUACUGCUGGAGCAACUCCUCCGACGCUGUCAACAAGGGCACCAAGAGCCCACCCGGGUCACUCGGCUGGGGGGACCCGCGGGUAAUCAAGAAGUACCUGGAAGACAACAGGAUAUCCACAUGGAUUGACCAUGAACAGAUCACUGCGGGGAAAGGUCUGUUUGAAAACAUAUCUCGCGGGAUGCGACAUGCCAAGGUGCUGGUUGUCUGUGUGUCAGAUGAGUACGUGGAGUCUGACAACUGCAUGAUGGAGCUGAGGUUCGGGGUGCUGAAUCUGGGGCUGCCGUUGGUUCUGGCUGUGGUGGGGACAGGCACUGAGUGGAAACUGUCUGAGGUGGGUAUCUUGGCACAGAGGGCAAAGGCAUCCAAGGUGUAUUUCCAAAAGGAGAACCCAUCGUCUCUGGAGACGCUGCUGGAGUAUGUAAAGGAGCGUCUCCCUUUAAAGGACGACUCACUCCUGAGGAGGGAGGAGGUGAAGAAGGAGAUGUCACAGAUACAGAAGCAGGCCUGCAAGCAGACCAACGUCGUGUUCCAGGAGGAGUAUGAGUUGACCCAGCGACGCUUCAUGCGCCACAUCAUCUCCUUCAUCACCAGCAUGGACUCCUCACCGAUGCCUCGCCUUGCUGUGAUUGACUUCAUGAAGCACCAGGAUCGAUCCUCCACCCUGUCCCAGGCUGCUCCCAGCCCAGGUCCUGGUUCCACGUCUACACGCAAUGCGAGAGCCACCAUAGCAAGCGUGCCUGAAGAGAAGACCCAGGACAGCUUCAGAUCUAGCUUCAGGUUACUUCGUCCGUCAAUGCGCCCAAAGACAGCCUCUCGGACAUCACGUGACCGCCUUGAGGCCUUCAACCCGGAGACAGAUGGGUGGGAGUCGGAAAGCUUUGGUGUACGACUGCUGUGUGAAUUUGAGGAGGGUUGGCACCUGUGUGACCAGUCCUUCCCUCUACGGAAGACGGAGGAGUUUGUCAGUCAGAUGAAGAAGGUGUCUCCCUACCUGGCUCGCAUCUACGCCAUCCUGCGGCAGAGUUCCAUGCAGCUCAACUGUCUGAGUGGAGACACCGGCAAGCAGUUCCUGGACUGGGUGGAGCAGGAAGCCCAGGGUUCGGACUUUCUGGAGGCAUACCAAUCUAUGAGGACGAUCCUCCUGGACAAUGAGAAACAGGCCGAGUCAUUCCUCAACCAGUUGAGCAGGUGUCAUCUACCCAGUGGGAAGGUGUUCUGGCUGUGCGAUAAACACCAGAGCGGACCACGGAUCACCAAGCUGAGUCGUAAUGUAGGAACUCGACUCAACCAGAGGAAGGUCGUGUUCCGUGAGGAUCUUCUCCUGAAGGAGCUGAUUGAGAAGAGUGAUGUGUACAGGAGGAAGAGAGGAGAGAAACCUCAAUUGAAGAAAGGCAAAGCCAAAAUACCGUUCAAGACUCCAACUGCCUCUAAGACCACAGACACGGCAGCAGCACCCAGCCUGCCAAAGAGUGACAGUCGCACUGAGCUGAUGAAGUCCAAGGGAGACAAAUCCAAGACGACCAUGCCCCAGAGCUCCAGCAGUGCCAAGAGAGACAACUCUGACCUCAGCAGUGCAAAGAGAGACAACUCUGACCUCAGCAGUGAAAAGAGAGACAACUCUGACCUCAGCAGUGAAAAGAGAGACAACUCUGAUCUCAGCAGUGCCAAGAGAGACAACUCUGACAACAACAUGGCCCCAGUUCGAAGCAGCAACAGUGGCAGCAAAUCUAAGAGUCCUACAGCAGUGUCGCCUCCCUCAAAGAUGCCACCCAUUAACCGCAAAAGCUCCAAGUCAAAGUUCAAGGCCACAGGAGUGGCAGCCGAGUUAUCCAAUGCUGGGAGCAAGAAAGGGAGCACCAAUCAGAGCAAAGCCUGCUCCUUACAGUGAGGACAUGUCCCCAGCUUGAUUCUGUAGAUGGCUUUGUGUCUGUGUAGCUAAUCCACAAGCCAGUACAUUCAUUUUGUGUGAGCAAUGUUUCCUUGAGUGCCAUACAUAACUUUCCAUGCCCUUGAUAUUAACCAGGAUAUACAUGCAGCUGUCUGAUCUGUCUAACUAGGAUAUGUAUGUAACCAUUGUUGCCUACAUCCAUGUCUAAGCUCACUGUUAUCUUCAUCCCAAACCCACAAUGUUUGUGCAGACCUGGAUGUUUGUGUAGACCCGGAGUUUGUGCAGACCUGGAUGUUUGUGUAGACCCGGAGUUUGUGCAGACCCGGAUGUUUGUGUAGACCCGGAGUUUGUGCAGACCCGGUUGUUUGUGCAGACCUGGAUGUUUGUGUAGACCCUGAGUUUGUGCAGACCCGGAUGUUUGUGCAGACCUGGAUGUUUGUGUAGACCCUGAGUUUGUGUAGACCUGGACGUUUGUGCAGACCUGGAUGUUUGUGUAGACCCUGAGUUUGUGCAGACCCGGAUGUUUGUGUAGACCUGGAGUUUGUGCAGACCCGGAGUUUGUGUAGACCUGGAGUUUGUGCAGACCCGGAUGUUUGUGCAGACCCGGAUGUUUGUGUAGACCCGGAUGUUUGUGUAGACCCGGAUGUUUGUGUAGACCCGGAUGUUUGUGCAGACCUGGAUGUUUGUGUAGACCUGGAUGUUUGUGUAGACCCAGAUGUUUGUGCAGACCCGGAUGUUUGUGUAGACCCGGAUGUUUGUGCAGACCCAGAUGUUUGUGUAGACCCAGAUGUUUGUGUAGACCUGGAUGUUUGUGUAGAUCCAGAUGUUUGUGUAGACCCGGAUGUUUGUGUAGACCCAGAUGUUUGUGCAGACCUGGAUGUUUGUGUAGACCUGGAUGUUUGUGUAGACCCAGAUGUUUGUGCAGACCCGGAUGUUUGUGUAGACCCGGAUGUUUGUGCAGACCCAGAUGUUUGUGUAGACCCAGAUGUUUGUGUAGACCUGGAUGUUUGUGUAGACCCAGAUGUUUGUGUAGACCCCGAGUUUGUGUAGACCCGGAUGUUUGUGCACACCCGGAUGUUUGUGUAGACCCAGACUUUGUGUAGACCCGGAUGUUUGUGUAGACCGGGAUGUUUGUGUAGACCCGGAUGUUUGUGCAGACCCAGAUGUUUGUGUAGACCCAGAUGUUUGUGCACACCCGGAUGUUUGUGUAGACCCGGAUGUUUGUGCAGACCCAGAUGUUUGUGCAGACCCGGAUGUUUGUGCACACCCGGAUGUUUGUGUAGACCCGGAUGUUUGUGUAGACCCGGAUGUUUGUGUAGACCCGGAUGUUUGUGCAGACCUGGAUGUUUGUGCAGACCCGGAUGUUUGUGUAGACCCAGAUGUUUGUGCAGACCCGGAUGUUUGUGUAGACCCGGAUGUUUGUGCAGACCCAGAUGUUUGUGUAGACCCAGAUGUUUGUGUAGACCUGGAUGUUUGUGUAGACCCAGAUGUUUGUGUAGACCCCGAGUUUGUGUAGACCCGGAUGUUUGUGCACACCCGGAUGUUUGUGUAGACCCAGACUUUGUGUAGACCCGGAUGUUUGUGUAGACCCGGAUGUUUGUGUAGACCCGGAUGUUUGUGCAGACCCAGAUGUUUGUGCAGACCCGGAUGUUUGUGCAGACCCGGAUGUUUGUGUAGACCCCGAGUUUGUGUAGACCCGGAUGUUUGUGUAGACCUGGAGUUUGUGUAGACCCCGAGUUUGUGUAGACCCGGAUGUUUGUGUAGACCCGGAGUUUGUGCAGACCUGGAUGUUUGUGUAGACCCGGAUGUUUGUGCAGACCCGGAUGUUUGUGCAGACCCGGAUGUUUGUGCAGACCUGGAUGUUUGUGUAGACCCGGAUGUUUGUGUAGACCCGGAGUUUUUGCAGACCUGGAUGUUUGUGUAGACCUGGAUGUUUGUGCAGACCCCGAUGUUUGUGCAGACCCAGAUGUUUGUGCAGACCCGGAUGUUUGUGCAGACCCGGAUGUUUGUGCAGACCCAGAUGUUUGUGCAGACCCGGAUGUUUGUGCAGACCCGGAUGUUUGUGCAGACCCGGAUGUUUGUGUAGACCCCGAGUUUGUGUAGACCCGGAUGUUUGUGUAGACCCGGAUGUUUGUGUAGACCCAGAUGUUUGUGCAGACCCGGAUGUUUGUGCAGACCCGGAUGUUUGUGCAGACCCGGAUGUUUGUGUAGACCCAGAGUUUGUGUAGACCCGGAUGUUUGUGUAGACCCGGAUGUUUGUGUAGACCCGGAGUUUGUGUAGACCCGGAGUUUGUGUAGACCCGGAGUUUGUGCAGACCUGGAUGUUUUUGUAGACCCGGAUGUUUGUGUAGACCCGGAUGUUUGUGUAGACCCUGAUGUUUGUGUAGACCCGGAUGUUUGUGUAGACCCAGGGUUUGUGUAGAGCCGGAUGUUUGUGUAAUACAGCAUAAUAACCUGCUACUAGGAUGCAACCUAUUCCAGGAUAAUCUUUGAUGCAGUUUUUAUAUUUGUAUGAAUAUUCCAGCAUAAUAACUUCUUGUCAGGGUAUUGAAUGUUCUGUGAUAACACAAUUUAUUAUGAGUUUUUAGUUUGCGCCUUGCACAUCAUCUCUUUAUUUAUUUUUACAACUUUUGUUUUGUAUGUUCUGUUUUGGCUGUACAGCUAUGCUAUUAUUAUGUAUUACUGUGAUAUGAGUUGUGUUACAAGUAUAUAUUUGCAAUGUAUUUGUUGUUAUUCGCUACCAAUAUGCCUCCGUCCAAUCGCAUGACAUUCCUGUAUCUUGAACUCCUGAAUUGAUUACACUUUCUCUUGCUGUGUCUGCUCAAACCGUACAUGCAGGUUGUGGAGUUGACAAUGAUUCAUGGUCAGUUCUACCCUGCUGUAAAACAAGGUUGUCAGCCAUGACAGUUUCUACCUCAAGCAGCAGGUCCUGUUUAUACCCUGCAUGUGAUACAAGUUAUACCAUGUAUUAUACCAGAUUAUGCCAUGUCUGUAAUACCAGGUUAUCCCGAUAGUGUUAUACCAGGUUAUGCCAUGUGUGUUAUACCAGGUAGUACCAUGUGUUAUACCAGAUUAUGCCAUGUCUGUUAUACCAGGUAGUACUAUGUGUGUUAUACCAGGUUAUGCCAUGUGUGUUAUACUAGGUAGUACCAUGUGUUAUACCAGAUUAUGCCAUGUGUUAUACCAGGUAGUACUAUGUGUGUUAUACCAGGUUAUGCCAUGUGUGUUAUACUAGGUAGUACCAUGUGUGUUAUACCAGGUUAUGCCAUGUUUGUUAUACCAGGUUAUGCCAUGUGUGUUAUACCAGGUAGUACCAUGUGUGUUAUACCAGAUUAUGCCAUGUUUGUUAUACCAGGUUAUGCCAUGUGUGUUAUACCAGGUUAUGCCAUGUGUGUUAUACUAGGUAGUACCAUGUGUGUUAUACCAGGUUAUGCCAUGUUUGUUAUACCAGAUUAUGCCAUGUUUGUUAUACCAGGUUAUGCCAUGUGUGUUAUACCAGGUAGUACUAUGUGUGUUAUACCAGGUUAUACCAUGUGUUAUACCAGAUUAUGCUUUGUUUGUUAUACCAGGUUAUGCCAUGUGUGUUAUCCCAGGUUAUGCCAUGUGUGUUAUACCAGGUUAUGCCAUGUGUGUUAUACCAGGUUAUGCCAUGUGUGUUAUACUAGGUAGUACCAUGUGUGUUAUACCAGGUUAUGCCAUGUUUGUUAUACCAGGUUAUGCCAUGUGUGUUAUACCAGGUUAUGCCAUGUGUGUUAUACCAGAUUAUGCCAUGUGUGUUAUACCAGGUAGUACCAUGUGUGUUAUACCAGGUUAUGCCAUGUGUGUUAUACCAGGUUAUGCCAUGUGUGUUAUACCAGGUUAUGCCAUGUGUGUUAUACCAGGUAGUACCAUGUGUGUUUUACCAGAUUAUGCCAUGUGUUAUACCAGAUUAUGACAUGUGUCUUAUACCAUGCUCAACUAUAUGUUAUACCAGUUUGAUAUCUACAGCAUGUUUUGACUUGAUAUGUGUGGAUGUGAUCUGCUCUGGGUAAUACAUGUUGAUGUUCUUUGUUAAAUAGUUACAUUCAUGCACAGGAUCAAAACAAACCUUUACUCAAGGUUAUUUACACUUUGUUGACAUUUUCAAUAUAAAUACAUAUUGAUUCAUUGAAAUAUAUAUUUUUUAUAAGUUUCUAACACACCUCAUGAAUGUUAUGCAACAUCUAUAUUUGCAUCCAUGAUGUAAUAUGCACUCUGUAUCAUGGUCCUGUGUAUUGAUGCCACUCUCUUAUGAUGUUGUUGUGCCACACACUGUGUACAAAUGUAAAAUGUUUAUAGAAACUGAUUGUCAAUGAAAUCAAAGAUGGAAAAAUGCCAUACAUGAUAGAGUUGAUUCGAUAACACUCAUAAAACAUAGCUACGAUAGUCUGUAGCAGACACUGUGGUAACCUCUGACAGGCGCUAUGAUGUCUUCAAUCUGUAGCCACACCCAAACCUCAUCAAUCUGUAGUAGCACAAGGACAACAUCAGUCUGUAGCAGACCCUUUGGCAACCUCCGACACGGCUAUGAUGUCUUCAAUCUGUAGCCGCACCCAAACCUCAUCAAUCUGUAGUAGCACAAGGACAACAUCAGUCUGUAGCAGACUCUUUGGCAACCUCCGACACGUGCUAUGAUGUCAUCAAUCUGUAUUAGAUCUUAGGGUAACUUCUUAACAGAUCUGUCAGAUUUUGUUUAAAUCAAUGUAACCUAGUGCAUAACAUGCUGAAAUAAAUUUUCUCUUUUGA
Molecule: messenger RNA, 16271 nt
Organism: Haliotis rufescens (red abalone)
Lineage: Eukaryota; Metazoa; Mollusca; Gastropoda; Lepetellida; Haliotidae
Exons: 77
Coding region: 201-11507 (3768 amino acids)
Biological process (GO): signal transduction
Molecular function (GO): protein binding; calcium ion binding
Source: RefSeq, a predicted model, not a curated record